Vitis riparia (riverbank grape) is the source of this 1305-nucleotide messenger RNA. RefSeq names its product receptor-like protein 52. The coding region runs from base 1 to 1305 and encodes 434 amino acids. Gene Ontology annotation, molecular function: protein binding. The record is from RefSeq and is a predicted model, not a curated record. The transcript is spliced from 2 exons. Lineage: Eukaryota; Viridiplantae; Streptophyta; Magnoliopsida; Vitales; Vitaceae.
AUGUACUUUGUUGAACCAUCCCCUGUGGUCAUACAUGGAAAUUACCUUGAUGCAAGACUGACUCCUCACUCUUCUAGAGAUGGAUCACCUGUGUGCUUUGUCAACCUUCAAGUAAAGGUCGCACUUGUACACAUUAAAUCAAGCUCUAUCUUUGGCUACAAGACCAUCACAAAGAAAAUUCCGGCCAGAAUUUGUGACCUCAAGAACCUUAUCGUACUUGACGUCUCCAACAAUUACAUUCCAGGCAAGUUCCCGGAUAUUCUCAAUUGUUCUAAGCUGGAGCAUCUCCUCUUGAAGCAAAACUUCUUCGUGGGUCCAAUUCCAGCUGACAUUGAUCGACUUUCACGUCUCCGGUACCUAGACCUCACCGCAAACAACUUCUCUGGAGAUAUUCCCGCAGCAAUUGGGCGGCUACGGGAGCUGUUCUACUUGUUUCUGGUUCAAAAUGAGUUCAACGGCACCUGGCCAACGGAGAUUGGUAAUUUGGCGAAUCUUGAACAAUUGGCCAUGGCCUAUAAUGACAAAUUCCGGCCUUCAGCCCUUCCAAAAGAGUUUGGCGCAUUGAAGAAGCCGAAAUAUCUGUGGAUGACGGAGGCGAAUUUGAUUGGCGAAAUACCGGAGUGCUUCAACAAUCUAUCGAGUCUGGAACUCUUGGACCUCUCAGUCAACAAAUUGGAAGGUACGAUCCCGGGAGGCAUGCUUACGUUGAAGAAUUUGAACUAUUUGCAUUUAUUCAUUAAUAGAUUGUCCGGCCACAUUCCUUCAUCCAUAGAAGCUCUCAACUUGAAAGAAAUUGAUCUUUCCAAGAACCAUUUGACGGGGCCGAUACCAGCGGGUUUCGGGAAGCUACAAAAUUUGACGGGUUUGAAUCUUUUCCGGAAUCAGUUGUCAGGAGAGAUACCAGCAAAUAUAAGCCUCAUUCCUACACUGGAAACCUUCAAAGUUUUUAGCAAUCAAUUGAGUGGAGUUUUACCUCCAGCAUUUGGCCUUCAUUCGGAGCUCAAACUCUUUGAGGUUUCCGAGAAUAAACUAAGCGGGGAAUUACCUCAACAUUUAUGCGCUAGGGGGGCUUUGCUUGGAGUGGUCGCUUCCAACAACAAUCUCAGCGGGGAAGUGCCCACGGCCCUCGGGAAUUGCACAAGUUUGCUCACCAUUCAGCUUUCCAACAAUCGUUUUUCAGGCGAGAUUCCUUCCGGCAUCUGGACAUCCCCGGACAUGGUAUCGGUGAUGUUAGAUGGAAAUUCAUUCUCAGGGACACUUCCAAGUAUCACAAAAAAAGAACACAAAAUGAGGAACGAGUGGUAA